AAGGAGGUAAAUAGUAAUGGAAUGGACUUGGAAGUGGACGUUUUGCUUAUCUCGCAUGUGGAGGAACGGUACAUUUGCAGGAACCAUGCUUUAAAGAACUUGAAACAACGUUUGAUGAACUGAGAUUUUUCAGGAUGUUACAUUUUUAAAGAAAAAUACAUUAUCCGAAAAAAGUUUUCUUUGCCGGGCUUUAGACCGUCCAACCGGAUUAUACAAUGUUCAUAGAUAUUUUUAUUUUGUGUUUUUUAUCCGUCACCACACGCAUCGCAUCAUCUUUGGAGCUGCAACCUGGCAUGCCGAAUGUGUGCACAGAUCAGGAGCUGUCUAUGCUGGGGUCCAGCCAACCCUGUGUCCAGGCUUUUACCCGCAUGACCAAGGUGUGGCGGCAGGGCUGCACAGGCCACAGCUGGUGUAUGGGCUAUGAGAGGAGGACUACAUACUACACCGUCUACAGACAGUCGUACGCCAUGGAGAGGCGCACCGUGUACAAGUGCUGCCCAGGCUGGAGGCACAAGGACGGAGAGAAGGGCUGUUUGCAUAGGAUAUGUGCCCCAGACACCUGCUUCAAUGGUGGGAGAUGUGCCGAGCUUGGAGACCAGAUAUGUCAGUGUCCAGGUGGCUUCCAAGGGACACGCUGCCAAUAUGAUGUGAAUGAAUGCGAGGGAAAUGACGGCAGCUGUGAGGGCUACUGCUGCAACACCAUUGGCAGCUUCUACUGCAAGUGUCCCCAGGGAAGGAGAUUGGGGCCGGACGGCAAGUCGUGUCAGGAUGUCAAUGAGUGUGAGGAGAUGAACGGGGGUUGCCAGCAGGUGUGCGUCAACACUCCUGCCUCUUAUCACUGUGAGUGCAGCCCUGGCUUCCGCAUGCACACGGACGGAAGGACCUGCAUAGCGGUGAACUCGUGUUCGGUGAAGAACGGCGGCUGUGAGUACAAGUGUGUGGACACGGGCAGCAACGUCUACAGAUGCGAGUGCCGCAAGAACUACCGGCUGACGACAGACGGGAAGCACUGUGAACUGGAGGAUCCCUGUGAGGAGGGGAAUGGAGGCUGCGCCCAGCUGUGUGACUCCCACGGUGCCCUGCCUCAGUGCAGCUGCAGACCUGGGUUCACACUGUCUGGUGAUGGCAAGGGCUGCGAGGACGUGGAUGAAUGCAGGGUGGACCCGGCCAAGUGCUCCCAUCGCUGUGUCAACACGCCCGGCUCCUUCAUCUGUGUUUGUAACCCCGGAUUCGAACUGGGUGCUGACGGCAAACAGUGCUACCGCAUUGAGAUGGAGAUCGUUAGCAGCUGUGAGAAGGACAACGGCGGCUGCUCCCAUCGCUGCGAGCACACCAAUGGCGGCCCUCUCUGCUCCUGUAACCACGGUUACCACCUGGAUCAAGACAGGAAGACCUGUCUGGACAGCGAUGAGUGUGUGAACGGGGAGAGCUGCUGCAGCCAGCUGUGCAGGAACUACCCCGGGGGCUACGAGUGCAGCUGCAGUGCGGGACACAGGCCGAGCCCAGACGGCUGCGGCUGCGACGUAGUGGACCAGUGUCUGUCCCAGACCGCCGGCUGUGAGCACUACUGCGUGAGCGCCUGGGGUUCGUACGAGUGCUUCUGCCGCCCGGGCUUCCGUCUGGAGCAGGACAAGCGCUCCUGCACGCCUCUUUACGGCAGGGAUUUCGGGGAGGAGGAGGACGAAGGCGAUGAGGUGGAUGAAGACGAGGAGGUCCACAGGGUUCCAGGCCUGCUGUUCCGUCGGCCUCCACAGCUCCUCCAGUACACCGCAGCCCUUCACUCACCGUACAGCGCCGACAGCGGCGGCGGCGGCGGCCAUGGCGGCGAGGGCCAUGAUGACGAUUACGAUGACGACGAAGAAGCAGCUUCCGCGCAUGUGGGAGAACUCAGGCUGGUCAGCCAAAUAGUGUGCCUGGGGGGAUCCUUCGGGCCGGACUGUGGACUGAGCUGUGACGACUGCAUGAACGGGGCCGUGUGCAGUGCAGACAGAGACCGCUGUGACUGCACACCUGGAUGGACCGGGACCACCUGCAAUCAGACGUGCCCCCAGGGCACCUACGGCCAGGCCUGUAACGGUCUGUGUCGCUGUCAGAACGGCGGCUCCUGCGACCCAGGGACGGGUAGCUGUUUGUGCCCAACUGGAGUUCAAGGCCUGUUGUGUGAAGAUGGUUGUCAGAGCGGUCACUUUGGGAGGCUCUGUCUGAGGAAAUGCAACUGUCCCAACAACGGACACUGCCACCGUGUGUUUGGAUCCUGCUUGUGCUCGCCGGGACUGUACGGGCGGUUCUGCCACCUGCCGUGCCCCAGGUGGACCCACGGGGCGGCCUGCUCCAGGGAAUGCGACUGUGACCUGAAGGGCUCCAGCGGCUGUGAUCCCAGAAGGGGGACGUGUCGGUGCAAGGCCGGAUACCGAGGCCCGCGGUGCCAGAGAGAGUGUGAGCCGGGCUCCUUCGGGCCCGGCUGUGAGCAGCGGUGCGAGUGUCCAGGUGGCGGGUCAUGUGACCGGGCGAGCGGGGAGUGCGAGCGGAAAUGUCCGGCAGGACUGCACGGGGACGGGUGCCAACUGGACUGCAAUGCAGGACAGUUUGGGGAGAACUGCAGUCUGAGCUGUGACUGUGGAGGCUCCUCCUGCGAUCCUGUGGCUGGCCUGUGUGACUGUCCUGCUGGGAAGACAGGCCCGGCCUGUCAGCAAGACUGCCCAGAUGGUUUCUGGGGGUUGAAGUGCCGGUCACUUUGUAGUUCCUGUGAAAACGGCGGCUCCUGCAACAAACAAACUGGGGUCUGUGAUUGUCGACCAGGCUUUGCUAGAACGCUCUGCCAAGACGUGUGUGAGGCUGGCCACUGGGGCCUUGGUUGUGCCAGUAAAUGCCAGUGUGGAGAAAACUCGGUGGGCUGUGACCCUGUAAGCGGUCUGUGUUCGUGUGAUGCUGGCUACACUGGAGACAACUGUGAACAAAGGUGCAUGCAGGGUCUGUUCGGGAUGCGAUGCAGCCAGACGUGCGUGUGUCAGAACGGGGCCAGGUGUGACCAUGUCACCGGACAGUGCAGCUGUGCGGCGGGCUGGACAGGAGAGAGCUGCCAGUUAGCCUGCCCUGCCGGCCACUACGGCCAACACUGCUCCCAGCAGUGUGUGUGUGAAAACGGAGGCUCGUGCGACAGGAUCACAGGCCGGUGUUUCUGCCCUGCGGGCUGGACUGGAGCGGGCUGUGAUCUGGGGUGUGAGGAGGGGCGCUUCGGCGAGGCUUGUGCCCACGCCUGCCGCUGUGCCCACGGAGGUCUCUGUGACAGGGUGGAGGGGCGCUGCAGCUGCCCUCCGGGCUGGACGGGGGAGCACUGCCAGAAAGCUUGUGCAGCUGGUUCAUAUGGGUUGAACUGCAGCCAGGCAUGUCAGUGUUUCGGGACCCAUGAGCAAUGCAACCCUGUCUCUGGGAAGUGCACCUGUACGACUGGGUACUAUGGGAUGCAUUGUGGGUUAAGAUGCAGGGAAGGUUCCUACGGGCCGGGCUGCAAGCUAAGGUGCAGAUGCACUAACGGGGGUCUCUGCGACUUCAGGACGGGUGCCUGCCAGUGUCCUGAUGGCUUCAUAGGGGCAGACUGCAGCUCCGGUUGUCCUGCGGGGCACUUUGGAAAGGACUGUGCCAUGCGGUGCUCCUGCGGAGAGGCGGGACAGUGCCACCCGGCUACUGGGAGGUGCAUCUGCAGCCCUGGGAGAAUGGGCCACUUGUGCCAUCAGGUGUGUCCUAGGGGGCGCUACGGGACGAUGUGCAAGCGCAUGUGCGACUGUCAGAGCGGGGCGCUGUGCGACCCGGUGGACGGCUCGUGCACGUGCGGGCUGGGCUGGACGGGACCGCGGUGUGACAGAGCGUGCGCCCAGGGGAAGUAUGGUGCUGGCUGUGCCCUGGACUGUCCCUGCCUCAACAAUGGGACCUGUGACCACAUCUCUGGCAGCUGCACGUGUCCCGCGGGAUACUACGGCCACGCCUGCCAGCUAGAGUGCCCGUCCGGGUUCUUCGGGUCCAGCUGCGCCCGUCCCUGUGACUGCAGGGUGGGGCGGACCUGUCACCAUGUGACGGGUGUCUGCGUGUGCCCACCGGGCCGCCGCGGAGCACAGUGUCAGACGCGAUGUGCGUCGGGGAGGUAUGGCCGUGAGUGUCAGCAGUCGUGCGACUGUGCGGGGGGGUCUGCAUGCGACCCAGCCACGGGGCAGUGUCUGUGCCCCCCAGGCAGGGCGGGGCGGAGGUGUGGAGAAGAGUGUGGUGGACAGAGCUUUGGGCCUGGCUGCUCUCUACCAUGUCAGUGCACUCAUGGCGCCCAGUGUGACGGCCGCAGUGGGCGCUGUGUCUGCCCGCCCCGUUGGCUGGGGCCCACCUGCACAGAAGAACUUCUUGAGCAUAUCCCAGCAGUGCUGAACCCCUCUUGGGCCCAGAGGAGGAGAAGAGCAGGCAGUGUGAAAGCAGCUCAGCCCAGGUAGAGCCCCGUCCUACACAUCACACUACAGGACGCUACACGCCUGCUUCUCAAACCAUUGCCAUGCUCACAGCAAGCAGAAUGCUUUCAUUAUUGAUUGGUUCUCACGGCAGAGAGAGGGCUGGGGGACCUCCGACACUCAGCUCUACUCUGAAAACAGAAACAUUUGUAUGAAGAGGCCAUGAAGGAAGAAUUACAGGCAGGAUGACUGGAUCGCCAUGGAUCUGAAAAUGUACAGCAUUAAAGCAUGCUCCUCAUCUUUUGGAAAACGGCUUCUUCAGUGAUGGACCAACAAGCGAGUUACCGCCUCAAUAAGCUUAUAUAGACCACAAUCAACUGGCUGAAGGCAAUGAUCAUCCGAGUAGUUUGCACACUAACCAUUCGUCAGUCUUUGGUUGGACAUGGCCAUCUCAAGCUACGUUCAAACCUCAUCCUCUGUUUUUUCUCCCCCUCGGAAUGAUUCCAUUAACUGCGGUGGGGACGUCUAUCCCAUACUUGAGUUUCACAGGACCACAAAAAAACACAUUUUUCUUAUGUCUUAAAUGUCUAAACAUUUCAAAACAAAGUACAUGUGGAAAGUUUUAUUUAAUGAAUUGAAUGUUUAAUUAAAAUGAUUAAUGUCCAACAAUGAUGAAAGCAUUUUCUAAAUUAGGUUUAGGAUUGUUAGGGUUGUUUUUGUAUUGGUUUUGUGGUACAUGAGGUCAUAUUUGUUCCUAAGACAUAGAUAAUUGCAUCACCUUGACUGUUUAUAAAAUAAGGCAGUGGUUGACACAAUUCAUAAGAGUUUUUCUGCGCAAUAUGGACAGAAUUGUGAAUUAAGCACAUGGGUUUGGUAAAGCAGUGUCUAUCGGUAUCAUAGCAUAUCUGUAUGGGCCCUGUGACGCCUCUAAAUAAUUGUAUGCAUUGCAAGUCAAAUGUUUGUUUUAAGGAAGCCUCAUGCAUUGGAAGAAGCAAUACUAUUAUUAUUUAAAACAUUUCACGUGAUGGUCGAUAUCUUAUUUUUCUUUUUUUUCUGCAUAAAGUCUCUACAGCCUUACAGUUUCUUGUCAUAUUGAGAUAUGAAACUGUUGUGGCUUUUCGUGUGUAAAAUGUACAUGUUCUAAUUUGUAAUUUUAUGUCAUAAAGUAUUAUAUUUCAUAGAA
Messenger RNA from Gadus morhua (Atlantic cod), 5610 nucleotides. It is a transcript of the gene egfem1, whose product is annotated as EGF-like and EMI domain containing 1. The transcript is spliced from 33 exons. NCBI's taxonomy places the organism in Eukaryota, Metazoa, Chordata, Actinopteri, Gadiformes, Gadidae. The coding region runs from base 216 to 4472 and encodes 1418 amino acids. Gene Ontology annotation, molecular function: calcium ion binding; protein binding; scavenger receptor activity. The record is from RefSeq and is a predicted model, not a curated record.